GGCCAGCCCUCUCACCAGACCACGCUCUCUUUUUCUGAUUACACACAUACUGCAUUUGCAACCUUGAUACCCCUGAUCUCACAAAUCACCAAACCACUCACUUCGCUCUCGACAAAAUGGCUCGUUUCUCUGCUCUCUCCGCCGCCGUCGUGGCUCUCGCCUUCUCCAGCCAGGCUGCCCUCGUGGCCGGCCAGGCUAUCGACCCUUGCGUCCAGAAGAGCAUCCGCGAGGCUGGCUGCGGCCCGGCCGACAUCAAGUGCAUGUGCCAGAAGUCCGCCUCGGGCACCUUCCUGACCGACGUCCUCACCAGCAUGGUCCAGUACUGCCCCAAGACGGUCGACGUCUCGGGCCUCUUCGUCACUCUCAGCUCUGGCUGCAAGGCUGCCGGCGUCAACAUCCCGCCCCAGAACAUCCAGGAUGCUCAGCAGCUCGCCGGCACCGUCUUUGGCGGCGGUGCUGCUUCUGGCGGCAACGGUGCUGGCAGUGGUGCUGGUGGCAGUGCCGGUGGUAACGGCGGCGCCCAGCCUUCCGUCACUCCCAAGCCCACUGCUACCGAGCCUCUUGUGACUGCUGGCGCCGGUGCCCCCGUCUCCCAGCCCACCGACAUUGGCGAGAGCACUGCCGUCAUCAACACCGGCGCCGCCAACACCGACACCAACUCGCUCAUCGUCGCCCCCAGCACUACUCCCAAGCCCAACUCGGCCGGCUCCAACGUUGUCAGCAAUGGCAGCAGCGGCUCAUCCUCCUCGGCCUCUUCUUCCCAGUCCACCACUGGCAGCAACGGCGCGCCCCCCAACGCUGGUGCUCGCAGCACCGCCUCUCUCGGCGCUGCUGUUCUCGGUCUCGCCGCCGCCGUCAUGAUGUGGUAAACUCCUUGCAGAAACGCGGCAAAUUCAGUCGGGCGAAGCAGGUCCAGAAGCAGCAUAAAACCACUAGAGCGUCGUUUGAGAAAUUAGAUGCGUAAGGUGUCAAUAAUAUUAUAAUUUGUCAUCGUGGGACACUUGCGCCAGGGCCAUGUGUGUGUACAAGUGAGCGUGAUGGCCUCUUGGUGAUUGAUCAUGGCUACCACUGACAUACCAUUGAUACCUUGUUCGCAUUCGUGAU
Messenger RNA from Microdochium trichocladiopsis, 1104 nucleotides. RefSeq lists its product as uncharacterized. The transcript has a single exon. Lineage: Eukaryota; Fungi; Ascomycota; Sordariomycetes; Xylariales; Microdochiaceae. Bases 117 to 869 code for a protein of 250 amino acids. The record is from RefSeq and is a predicted model, not a curated record.